AUGAGUUUGACACACCCAGGUGAUACUAUAUGGGGCUCACAUCUAAAGACAAUGACUCGCUUUAUUAGUAUGUUUAAUGCAAUCAUAGAUACGACCUUUCACAAGCUUUACAAAAAAAAAAAGAAUCAGGAUAUUCAGAAUGCUAUGAUGUUAUUGAAGUUGUAUAAGUACGCAUUGCAGAACACGAGAGACAAUAGUUGGGAUACUUUGUUGAGUAAGGUGACUUAUUAUCAUCACUUUUAUGUUGAUUUGUAUAGUUAUGCGAUAGAUUUAAUCUUGCAAAAGUUGAAUGAUCGUUUUUUAGAAACAACUACUAAGAUUUUUACUUGCAUUUCGUGUUUAAGUCCAAGAUAUUUAUUUGCAGCUUUUGAUGUAUGUAAAUUGGUACGUCUUGCUCAGUUAUAUCCUUUGGAUUUCAAUAAUGAAGAGCUUUUAUUACUUAAACCUCAACUUGACAAGUUUCUUAUACUCGUGAGAAUGGACGAAGAUUUCUUUAACCUCAAAAGCAUAUCUUGUAUAGCUCAGAAGUUGGUUGAAACUGGAAAUUCUAGUUAUUUUCUAUUGAUUUAUAGGCUGAUCACAUUGGUUUUGAUAUUACCUGUGGCAACUGCAAGUGUUGAAAGGGUAUUCUAUGCUAUGAAUCUAAUCAAGAAUGAUCUGCGCAACGAAAUGGGAGAUGAAUUGUUGAAUGACAGUUUGGAACUAAUUCUUGGAUUUUUAUUUAGCGAUGUCAUGCAAGAUUAUCCAUUUGGAAGGUUUUUAGAAAGCUUGGAAUCAUUAGUUUUGAGUGGAAAUGCAAAUCUUUAUGCAUGUGCUUCUAUCUCUAAUGCAGCAAUUGGAUUAGUGUUGACAAAAAAAACUUGCCCCACCCUGCCCCGCCGUGCUACCGACGAGGCCCCGCCUUGA
This is a messenger RNA of Olea europaea var. sylvestris, 906 nucleotides long. RefSeq lists its product as uncharacterized. Lineage: Eukaryota; Viridiplantae; Streptophyta; Magnoliopsida; Lamiales; Oleaceae. The transcript is spliced from 5 exons. The coding region runs from base 1 to 906 and encodes 301 amino acids. The record is from RefSeq and is a predicted model, not a curated record.